GAGUUUGAGCCUUUGUAGGCUGUGUGACCAAUUCAGCAGAAGCUUGUGUUCAUGGCAAGAUCACCGUAUCUUCAGAUGGAGGAGAGGGUGCAGGUGCAGGUGCCAGAGCAAGGCGCCAGAAGAGGAGGGAUCAAGGACCAGCUGGUGGAGCAAGAAAAGGUGCUGCUGGUGCACAGCCAGGUCAGGAGGAUCAAGCAGGAGGACGAGGAGAUCAGGGAGCGCCUCCUGAAGCUGCAGCUGCUGGAGACCAGGCCAGCCGGCGGUUUCUAUGUGCCAGUGGCGGCGCGGCGGGUCCUUCGGUCGCUGUCCCCGCUCCGGCGUGCCGGGAACUCCGUCUCGGUCGCAGACUGAGCGUAGCUCUUCGUCUCUGUUUCCGAUCAGUUACAGUUACCAGCCUGUUGUAGAUACGUAGGGAGAGUGAGUCAUGGUGCCUGUCCAUGUUCUGCAUAUGGUCAUGGACCCAGAGCUUAGUAGACGGUAGUUUAAUGGCCGCAUCACCAUGUAUUCUAUGUUGUGUCCUGUGACAGAACUUAUGUCUUCUCUUCUUGGUCUUGUAUAUAUGAGAGAGUUUUACCUGCUUA
Phragmites australis (common reed) is the source of this 581-nucleotide messenger RNA. RefSeq lists its product as uncharacterized. The coding region runs from base 52 to 351 and encodes 99 amino acids. NCBI's taxonomy places the organism in Eukaryota, Viridiplantae, Streptophyta, Magnoliopsida, Poales, Poaceae. The transcript has a single exon. The record is from RefSeq and is a predicted model, not a curated record.